AUGAGCUCAGAUUCGGAAGAGAGCCACUCCAGCGCUCACCAUGACCAUGGAGACGAGAUAGACGCCAGGGAAGGCGCGAUGGGCGCUUUCGAGACACAAGAAGAUGGUUCUGAGGGAAGCGCGACCGAGCGGAGAAGCGCGGACGAAGAGGACAGCGAAGAUGUGCAGUCGGUAGACAACGGUAUCGAGGGCCUGACGUUUGCCAGGACACGGCGGAGAAGCCCCCAGGAAGAGACGCAUGAUUCAGCAUCAGUGCUGUCCAUACGACCGACUAUAGAGGUGGCAGGUAGCCCUGCCUCGACGGACAUACCCGACGACACCCCCUCGGUUCAGGGUUCCGGUAUAUCCUCACCCACAAGCAGCGUGCCCGUGUCGCACAACUCGCUUCGCCCUCACCGACCGACCUCACUGCAGCCAUUCGAACGCCGCUUCUCGUCCCGCCUAUCCCCAUCCCCUGGACCAACGCCACGCGGCCAGUCGCCUGCCUUCCUUUCGCCGCACUCGCGACAAUCCUCCGUAUCGAGCAAUCUCGUCUUCCAACAACUGUCCGAUGACGGGUCCGAGACACCUCAAGCGCCGUGGGAGGUCGUGCGAUGGACAAAGCUGAAGAAGAUCACUGGACAAGUCUUCUCGGAGAUUGGCAAGCGCAACUUCGGCAGGCCCACAUGCUUACAUGUGACGGUCUCGUUGGCGAUAGGAACGUCGAAAGGCUUCAUCCUCAUCUUCGACUACCAGCAGGUCCUCAAGUCCAUCAUUGGACCGGGUACGAAGGCUGUCGAAUGCGGUGCCAUCACUUCGCUAGCCAUCGCUGCUGAUCACUCGGCCAUUGCAGGGGGGCAUGCGACAGGUCACAUCUUCACAUGGGAGUUGGCGAAGCCGGCCAAGCCAUUCUUGCACAUCCCGCCUCUGGAAAGGGCGUCUCUCGAGGACAACAAGUCAGAUGGCCAUGUUUCGGGCGUAGCCAUUCUGCAUCUGGGUUUCCUCGGCACCCGGCGCACAGCCCUCGUCUCCGCAGAUGACGCAGGCAUGGCCUUCUCCCAUCUCGCGACACGUGGGCUAGGGGCAAUCGCGCGGACGGUCAAGACGACGCGGAUCUUGGGGCGAUAUCCAUUGUCGGCAAAGUCACUGGAGAAACCUCGGAAACCAAGUUCUGUGCUGGCCUUCGCUCCCCUGCCAUUAGGCAACGUUGAGCAGCCAACCGACAAUAUGGGUCUGACCGCACUGCUAACACCCUAUCUGUUAGUCAUUGUCUCGACUACUCCGGUUGCACAGACCCAGCACAAAGCGCCCCGACCCAAGGAUGUGGAAGCGCACAGCGCGUUGAGCGGGUGUUUGGCUUGGUUUCCGGCUGUCAAGCUGAAGAGUUCCUCCGACGGUUCCGAGAACGCGAUAUCCAAAACAAAGCUCGUGUACUGUUGGUCUAACGUCCUGACCAUACUCGAAGUCGACUCCAUCCUGCCGCCCCCGUCGGAAAGAGAGAAGCCUGUUGAGCUUCGCUUCAGACCUCGGAGUCGCUGGAAGGCGGAAGAAGCUAUUGUUGCUGUUCAGUGGCUGAGUCGAUCAGUUCUCAGCAUGCUUACCAUCAGUCAGCGCCUCAUGAUCUUGGAAGACAACACCCUCCGCGUGACAGACUCAUUCGACUUGCUGCAAAAGCACAUCUACCACUCGGACCUUUUCUCACGACAGCUCAAGCCGGUAGUUGAGCAGCUUAAUGAAGAAGAUGCGUCGCUACAUGGUGUUGUGGCAGAUGCCUUCUACAUGAGCUUUCGGGCUUACAAGGGUCGGCUGUUUCUCCUGGGUUUCAACGACUGCUCCAUCGGCACUCUCUCAAACUGGGCUGACCGCCUGCUGGCAUUGAUGGAAGAUGGCGACUACAUUGCCGCUAUCGGUCUCGCGACUUCGUACUACCUCGGGGAUGCGGACAAGCUCACCGUCGGACUGCCCGACGAUGACAAAGCACGCCAUGCGCUUGUACAGCCAAAGCUGCUCGAGAUGAUUACGGCCUCAUUGAAGUAUUCCUUCUCAAGACAGGACGACGUAGAUCGUGAUGCUCAGGAGCGUCGAGCGAAAGAGCUUGCUGAGGUGGUCUUCACAGGUUUACUAUGCAUGGAGGAAUACGACUUCUUGUUCGAAGACGUGUACGAUACCUACGAAGAGGCUUCAGCAGAAAAGGCUUUCUUCGAAACCCUCGAGCCAUACAUACAAGACGAUGAGAUCACUGCAGUACCACCGAACGUCUUGAAGGACCUCAUCACGUUCUACGCCUCAGCCAAUCGCUCCGCCCAGCUCGAAGAGAUGAUCUGCCGGCUCAGCACCGAUACGAUGGAUUUGAACCAAGUCACCAUGCUAUGUCAACAAUACGUACUGUACGACGCGCUGAUCUACGUGUGGACAAGGGCUAUCGGCGACUACAUCACACCACUCACCAACAUCCUUGAGCUUAUCAAGCUCGUAGACUUCGAUGUAAAUGAGACGGAGAACAUCUAUCUCACUGCCGCGAAGAAGAUCUUUCCUUACCUAGCGUACACCUUCACCGGGCGGGUGUAUCCUGGCGGCGCGUUCAUGGAGGAUGACCAAGCGUAUAGUGCCAAGAAGGACAUGUAUCGGUUCCUGUUCUCGGGUAAGAAUAUGGAAUGGCCUCCAGGCUCGGGCGAUGUCAUCUUGACACAGUCUGACGGCAGCCCAGAGCCUCCAUUUCCGUAUCUGCAGCUCGUCUUGGACUUUGACGCUUCGAGCUUCAUGAGCAUGUUGAACGAGGCCUUUGAAGACAGCUUCUUGAAUGGCGAGCAAGAUGCGUCAAACGGGGACCAGCUUAACGGCACGCACAAAGGGUCCGCUCUCACUCCCACUCGCCAGUCCAUCAUCAACUACCUUUUCGGGAUCAUGAAUACCGACAUCUUCGACCCGGAGGACAUCAUCUACUUCUACAUGUUCGUCGCGCGAAAUCUACCGAAAUACCCGCAACAUAUAAUGCUUCCAGGCACGUCGCUGCAUCAAGUCCUCAUCGGUCUCUGCGACUACCCUACGGAAACGAUCAAGGAAGACUGUCAGCUCUCAGUCGAGUAUCUUCUCUCCAUCUACCACCCACCCAGUCCACAGAAUCUUGUGCCGCUCUUCGAGAAGGCUGGCUUUCAUCGCGUGCUCAAGUCCGUGUACCGGAGCGCACACCAAUACGCUAAGCUGCUCGAAACGUACCUUGACGAUGAAGAAGACGAAGAGGCGGUGUUUGGAUGUAUUGCUGACAUCUUUCGGCCAAGCAAAGGUGUUAACAAGAAGCAGCUGAACGAGGUCAAGACAGUCAUCGUCAGUCGUGCUGCAGACUUGGCUGCGAUCGACGCGUCGCAAACUGCGGUGACAUUGAAGCAAUAUGCGCCCGACCUGCUCGAGCCAGUUCUCGACGCUAUCGAAGCCGGAAGCGAUGCGCAGUACCGCUAUCUACAGGCUCUGAUCGAACCAGAGCAAGCUGCGACAGGCAGUGUUGCGCCCAUCGAUGAGAAUUUACCUUCUGGAUUCAUCGAGAACUACGUCCAGCUUAUGUGUACUUACAAUAGCGCGCAUGUCGCAGACUUCGUCGGCUCGUUGAAGUCCAGCGACCUCCGAUUGGAUCCUGUUCUGCCCGCGCUGGAGAAGAGCGGUGUCAUUGACGGUGCGGUCAUUUUGAUGGCUCGAGAUGGCCUAGUCCAGGGAGCCAUGGACCGACUAGUGAAGCAUCUUGGUACGCUUCAGACUGCCUUGAUAGGUCUCAUCGGAGCCGCAUCAGAGACGCCAGAUGUGGCCAACACCGAGGAAGCAGUCCACGAUCUUCUCGAAGACAUCCAGAAGUACAUCAAGGUUGGCAUAUGGUUAUGUCAAGGACAGACCCGAUCCAAAGAGCCGCGGCCAGAGUCAACUAUCGACAGACGGAAGUCGGCAUACGGAGAGGUUCGUGAAGGGGAUCUUGCGCCAGACGAACUAUUAUGGCUUGAGCUUGUCGACACGUCCGUGAGACUCAUCAGAGACACAUCCAGCGCCGUUGCUGACCAUGAUGCAUCCAUCACAUCAACGGGCAUUGACCCAGCAGAUACCGUCGACACCGCUCGCAUCGUAUCCACUCUCCGCUCCUCGAUCCAACUAACCUUCUCCGCCCUCCUCACGUCCACCACCAUCCCACCCACACGAAAGACCCCCCAAUCUCACUCAACUUCAGACCCAACAACCCGCCCACCCCUCCGCCACACCCAAUCCAACCCCUCCUUCCUCCGCAUCCUCCGCUGCUUCCUCACCCGCGCAACACACACCUACUCGCCCUCGCUCUCAGACCUCCGGUCCGUCCUAUCCGAAAUCUUCGCAGCCUACACCUUCGAAGAAACCAUCCUCAGCCUCGCAAACCGCUUCCUCGAUAAAGAAUCCUUCGAGCACGUCCACGAGAUCACCGAGCUGCGGAAGCGCGGGUGGAGACCCCGCGGCCAGGUCUGCGAGGGGUGUAAGAAGAGGGCUUGGGGGCCUGGUGCGGGCCCGGGUGUGUGGGAGGCGUGGGAGAAGAGGGAGGAGGGGAGGAGGAAAGUGAGGGAUGAGAUGGUGGGGAAGGGGGAGGAGGGGGAGGGCAGUAGGAAGGCGAAGGGGAAGAGACCGAGUCAGGCGGAUGUGUUGGAUGAUGGGGAGGAGGAGGGGGAGAGGGGGGAGGGGCUUGUGCUGUUUGCUUGUAGGCAUUUGUGGCAUCGGGGGUGUUUGGAGAAGGAGAGUGGCGAGCAGGAGGGUAAUGGGGAAGUGGGGAAGAUGAUGGGGAGGGUGGGCUUGAAGUGUCCGCUUUGUUGA
This is a messenger RNA of Alternaria triticimaculans, 4794 nucleotides long. RefSeq lists its product as uncharacterized. Gene Ontology annotation, biological process: protein targeting to vacuole; endosomal vesicle fusion. The transcript is spliced from 2 exons. The record is from RefSeq and is a predicted model, not a curated record. NCBI's taxonomy places the organism in Eukaryota, Fungi, Ascomycota, Dothideomycetes, Pleosporales, Pleosporaceae. Gene Ontology annotation, cellular component: HOPS complex; late endosome. Bases 1 to 4794 code for a protein of 1597 amino acids.